AUGACUUCCCACAACCAGCCCAUGCCGCCACCAAUCCGGACAAACACUGUCGAUUCACAAAAGUCACGGUCGUCGUCGGGUCAAACAUCUCCACCCUAUUCUCCAUCAUCACCCACGGCUCGCGCAACAGCUUCGCCGACCGAGGCGUCUUUCUUCGGUGCCAUUUCAGCACGCAUCCGCGGUCGCUCACGGAGUCGCUCUCGUGGAGCCACGUCUCGCAAACGCUCCAAGUCGCCCAUGGUCAUGCCACCCGAGCAAGCACCUUACUCACAAAGACAUGCUUCCGCUACAAGCCCUAUCAGCCCGACACGACCAACUGCAGGACCGGUACAGGGUGACAGACCUAGCAUACAGGCUGCAGGUCGGCGAAGCACAAGCGGAAGCGACCCAUGGAAAGGACGGCAUUCGAACGACUGGCUGUUCAACGGGUACUCGCUGACUGCUUCGGCAAAAGAGCUGGUUCAACGACGGAAGUAA
This is a messenger RNA of Alternaria ethzedia, 477 nucleotides long. RefSeq lists its product as uncharacterized. NCBI's taxonomy places the organism in Eukaryota, Fungi, Ascomycota, Dothideomycetes, Pleosporales, Pleosporaceae. The transcript has a single exon. The record is from RefSeq and is a predicted model, not a curated record. Bases 1 to 477 code for a protein of 158 amino acids.